GCGAACCGCCCGGGGCUGGGCCCACCAUCCUGGCCCGGUCUCCAUGGCGACGGCGCCGUGCACCCUGGGAGAGGGAGCCCGGGCGUGGUCUGUAUUCGCAAUAACGAGAGGUAAAUCCGUAUGUCCGUGUAUCACCGUAUAGAACCCCAGCAAAAAACAAACAAAAACUGGCUGCCUCCUGACUUCGAUGGCGGCACUUGUUUAUCUUUCCACGUCUCCUUUUCUUCGGAGUGACGAAAACCCGUCGCUGAUACAUACCGACAGACAAGGCUACUCAUCCGUGCCCCUUCCAACAGAGUCUUCAGUUUGGAAAUCAUUGUGUCUUGCGUGUUUCAGGGGAAAAAAAAUUACUGUUGAGGCCGAAAUUUUGAACCGUAAGCUUGGAGCUGCUGGGCAUGUAGUGGGUCAGGUUAGCAUUCAUUUCGACAGGACUACAUUACAGGAGCAGAAAUGUACUGCUGAGGCUCUACAGCAUUCUAGUUAGACUGCAUUUGGAGUACAGUUUUGGGCAGAAAAAUGGAUGUGUCCUAGUCUCAGUUAUCUUCAGCUGCUUCAUCAAUGAACUUCCUUUCAUCAUAAGGUUAGAAAAGUGAUGUUUGCUGGUAGUUGCAUAAACUGACCCUCUGUAGAGUGACCCUAAAGAAGGAUGCUGGCUAUGGAGAUGUUGCAGAGGAGGGUUCAAAUAAUGAUCCCAGAGAUGAAGGGCUUGUCGAAUGGUGUGUGGUUCAGGACUUUCAUUGUUACUUGAGGGAGUUUAGAAGAAUAAGAGGGGAAUCUUAUUCAAACUUACAGAAUCCUGAAAGUUCUGGAUAGAGUGGAUGUGGAGAAAAUUUUUUUUCAUCAGUUACAGAUGCUAGGACUUGAGGCCAGAGCUUCAGUACUGCCUACUCCACAGUAAGGAAACUACUAUUGUGCCAGAAGAGUCCUCAGUUCCUCAGGAUUGACCCAACAUGAAAUACUUCUUGGGGAUCGAUGUGGGAAGUGCAAGUGUACGAGCAGCACUUGUAGACCACCAUGGCAAAGUGCUAGCUCAGGCUGAACAACCAAUCCAAAUUUGGAAGCCACAUCCUGACUACUAUGAGCAAUCUUCUACUGAUAUAUGGGAAGCGUGCUGUACUGUUUCAAAGAGAAUAGCUCAAGUAGCUAAUCUGUGCUAUCUCAGAGGAAUUGGCUUUGAUGCUACCUGUUCUCUUGUUGUACUUGAUGAAAGAUUUGAGCCUGUAGCAGUUAAUGCAGAAGGCAUAAACAACAGGAAUGUUAUCAUGUGGAUGGAUCACAGAGCAGUUGAUCAAGUAGACCGCAUAAAUCAAACAAAACACCAUGUGCUAAAGUAUGUGGGUGGAGUAAUGUCUCCAGAAAUGCAGCCACCUAAACUUCUGUGGUUAAAAGAAAAACUGCCAACCACUUGCUGGGAUAAAGCUCAUCAUUUCUUUGAUCUCCCUGAUUUUCUAUCUUGGAAAGCCACAGGUGCAACUACAAGAUCUCUAUGUACAUUGACUUGUAAAUGGACCUACUCUGCAGAAAAUGGCUGGACUGAUUGUUUCUGGAAACGGAUUGGACUUGCAGACUUAGUAGCCAACAACUACUCUAAAAUAGGGAACCACGUGUUGUCUCCUGGCAGCCAUGUGGGAAAAGGCUUGACACCCGUUGCUGCUCAAGCACUAGGACUACCUAUUGGAAUUGCUGUGGCAGUAUCGCUGAUUGACGCUCAUGCAGGAGGUUUAGGUGUGAUUGGGGCUGAUGUAAAGGGUUCCAACUUGCCAUGUGAGAACGAGCCAAUUACAUCAAGACUAGCUAUCAUCUGUGGAACAUCCACUUGCCACAUGGGGAUCAGUAAAGACCCAAUAUUUGUACCAGGUGUUUGGGGACCAUAUUACUCAGUCAUGGUACCUAACUUUUGGCUAAAUGAAGGUGGACAGAGCGCUACAGGAAAAUUGAUAGAUCAUGUGAUUAAAGGCCAUGCUGCAUAUGCAGAGCUGGAGUCCAAAGCCAAAGCUAGUGGGAAAAAUGUCUACAUGUACUUAAACAGUCACCUGGAGUCUAUUAAAAAGAGUUAUGCUGUGGGCAUGCUAACUGUUGAUUUACAUGUUUGGCCUGAUUUCCAUGGCAACAGAUCUCCCUUAGCAGAUCCUACCCUAAAGGGCAUGGUAACUGGAUUGGGUCUGUCCAACACUCUUGAUGACCUUGCUAAGCUUUACUUGGCUACAAUUCAAGCUAUAGCUAUGGGAACACGCCACAUACUAGAAACAAUGCUGACUGCAGGACAUCAAAUUGACACUCUGUUUAUGUGUGGUGGACUGAGCAAGAAUCUUCUUUUCGUACAAAUACAUGCAGACAUUUCAGGCAUGCCAGUUGUCCUUGCCAAGGAGGAGGAAUCCGUUUUGGUGGGUGCUGCUAUUCUGGGAGCGUGUGCAUCAGGUGAUUUUAAAUCAUUACAGGAAGCUAUGGAAAAAAUGGGGAAAAUUGGAGAAGUAAUUCAUCCAGAUGAGGGGCAGAAAAGGUUUUAUGACAACAAAUACAAAGUCUUCCUGAAGCUGGUUGAACACCAGAAGAAAUACAGAGCAAUUAUGCAAAACAUCUGAUCGUCACAGCAGUGGUGGAAAUGUCCAGAAUUUACGCAAUCCUUUACCACUUUCCAAAUAAAGAAAUUGUUUGGUAAUAAAAUUGCAACGAAUACAUUGCUAUCUUUGUACUGCAUUGGAACCUUUGUAAAACAUAAAUAUGAAUUCUAGGUGAUCAAGUAGAAGAAAGAUAAUGUCACGGCUUCCCCAAAGAAAAAUUUUAGUUUAAAUCAAUUAAAGCAUGUAAGCAUUAAAGCAGUUUCAUUUUCAUGUUAACGCUAAACUUUGUUUCUUGUAAAUCAGAUGUUACUGCCUAAGGAAUCCUAUAAGACUUCAGGGUGAGGCCUGACUGCAUAUUCAGCAACGUGCACAUUGCAACUUCAGUGUUAGUUUUGUUUUGCAUUAAUGCUACAUUGCAAUGCAAAUCUACUCUAAAAAUGUACUUUUAAAAAACUACUGUUAUUCAUGGAUUAAUUCUUGAGACUUGUGAGCUUACAAAGUGGCUAGAGUCUGUUGAAAUAGAAACAGCAGGCAAGACUUAUACCCUGCAUAGGCAAUACAAAGUAGUGGCUGCAGUGAUGUUAAAGAAGUAUUGAUAAAGAUGCUCAAUGUUGAUUUCCAAACACUUUCUUGCCAGCCACCAUUUUAAAUGCCACAUUUCCAGCAGUUUUGAACCAAGUUACUGCAGAUACUAGAAUAUGUAUUGAAAACAAAUGCUGGGGAUCCCAGCAGAUCAGACAGUGUCCAUGGAGAUACAGAAAGCUAAUGUUUCAAGUCUAGAUGACACUUCAUCGGAGCUGAAGUGUUGUGCAGAAGGGGCAGCAUUAAUGCUGUAGUUUGAGGUGGGGGUCAGGUUGUGGCUGUGGCGGGGUGGAGAGUGCUGGUGGAGAAAAGAUGUUGAUAGUUCAGAUUAAGUGAUUGGAGAAUAUUGUCACAUUCCGAUAUCACUUAAUCUGAAGAGUCAAGAUCUUCUCUCCACCAGCACUGUACAUCCCACCACCGCCACAACCACCCCCAACUAUAGCAUAAAUACUGUCGCUGCUGCAUUUCAUUUCAGAUCUGAUGAAGAGUCAUCCAGACUCAAAAUGUUAGUUUGCUCUAUCUCCUUGGAUGCUGUCUGACCCACUGUGAUCUCCAGCAAUUGUUUCUAGCAGUUUUGCCUGCCUGACCUUUUCAUGGCACAAAUACUGGGGUUAUGCAGAUCCAGCAUGAUUUUUUUGUGUCUAUGUUACUCAUUGCCAGACCCAUAGUGCCCAAGACCAGAAGAUUAAAGCCAGGAAAAUAGAUUGUUAAAAGAUUUACUUGUAAGCCAGGAGGAGCAAAUUUCUGGUCCUGUUGAAAUGUUCAUUCUCACACUUUGGCCCUUGUCACUUCAAUCUAAUUUGAAAAGUUAAUUUUGUGCUCAAAGCUAAAAUACUAUGAUUGGUAACUUCAGUGCUCAUUCUUCCAAGCUCAUGCACAUCAUGCUCACAACCUAACUUCAAAUUGUUAAAGUUAUCAGCUUAUUUCAUUUUUAUUUGGCAAAAUAUUCUAACAACACAAACACGUAAACAUAUUUCCCGAAACAAUCAUCAUUGAUCUUAUUUUAAUUUACACAACAGAGGAACUGUUUGUAUGGUUUGUGUUUGGUCAUGAUUGUGUAAAUUUCUACCUGAGAAGAGAUAUUUAAAACCAAAUUUAUUUUUCCCUUUCCACCAGUUUGUUGCAUGUUGUGGUGCUGCUGCCACUACAGUGUAUAUAUCGUAAUUUGUGUUUUAAUGUCAAUACAGAUUUAGAUGUUGUUGUUGAUAAUGCGAAUUACAUUGGCCAUCAUUCCUGGAAGUGCCAGCUAAGUAUUCAAUGCACGUGUAUUCUAACAGUGCAGUUUUUACAAUGAUACAAUGUAUAAAACAAAUACUACCCAAAAUCAGGGAAUUUCUGAGGGCAGAAUUCAAAGCCAUUUUUGCAUCAUUUUAUUGUUAUGUAUCUUAAUUGGUCCUAAUUGUUAUAAAAGCCACUAGGCAACCAAACUGUAACGUUCCAGGAACCUUAGAAAAUUACAAAAUCUCUACUAGUUCUGGAUCCUAGUUAGUAAGGUAUUCCAUCGUCUUACAAUUUGCAUCCAGGACCAUACAGAACUCUCUUUUAUAAGAUCUACCUGGUUUUGCCUUUGUUGUUGCAUUAAUAUGGAUUCUUGUUACAAAGCUGCUUCUUCGUAUUUUUUCCACUUUCUCUUUCAAAAUUGAUUAAAUAAGCCAAAAAUCA
Stegostoma tigrinum is the source of this 4805-nucleotide messenger RNA. It is a transcript of the gene fggy, whose product is annotated as FGGY carbohydrate kinase domain containing. Lineage: Eukaryota; Metazoa; Chordata; Chondrichthyes; Orectolobiformes; Stegostomatidae. Gene Ontology annotation, molecular function: kinase activity; phosphotransferase activity, alcohol group as acceptor. The transcript has 16 exons. The record is from RefSeq and is a predicted model, not a curated record. Bases 951 to 2582 code for a protein of 543 amino acids. Gene Ontology annotation, biological process: carbohydrate metabolic process.